AUGCGCGCGUCGAAGAAGGGAAACUCCACGAAUAAGAACAGCCCGCUGUCGCGCGAAUCUCAUCGAACCUCGAAACGAUCCGGGUGCGCGGUCGCCGCCGCGGCGUACACCGAAGACGGCAUGGGCUGCGCGGGCGUGGACGACAAGCUCUACGAGCACGAGGGGCACCUGAAGUACCGCUGGCAAAAGUUCGUGGAGACGAAGGAGGCGAUCGUGAGCGCGGAGGGCUCCCUCGAGGACUUCUCCAAGGGCCACAAAAAGUUUGGCUUCAACCGCAACUCGAACGGCGAGAUCGUCUACCGCGAGUGGGCCCCCGCGGCCGCGGAGGCGUGGCUCAUCGGCGACUUCAACGGCUGGAGCGGCGACGCGACCCCGCUGACGAAGGACGACUUCGGCGUGUGGACCACGACGCUCCCUCCCGACGGCAUCCAACACGGCUCGCGCGUGAAGAUCCGCAUGCGCACCGGCGACGGAGGCUUCACCGACCGCAUCCCGGCGUGGAUCAAGUACAGCACGGCCGAGGCGGGCGUCAUGGGCGCCAACUACGACGGCAUCUUCUGGGACCCGCCGCCGGGGCAGGAGUACGUGCGGAAGAACCCGCGCCCGCCGCGGCCGGCGGCGAGCCGCAUCUACGAGGCGCACGUGGGCAUGUCAGGCGCGUCCCAUACACUGGUGAACACGUACCGGGAUUUCGCGGACGAGAUCCUCCCGCGGAUCGCGGACGACGGGUACAACACCGUGCAGCUCAUGGCGAUCAUGGAGCACGCGUACUACGGCUCGUUCGGGUACCACGUCACGAGCCCCUUCGCGGUGUCGUCGCGGUGCGGCACGCCCGAGGAUCUCAAGUAUCUCGUCGACAAGGCGCACGGGUUCGGGAUUCGCGUGCUGCUCGACGUGAUUCACUGCCACGCGUCGUGUAACACCGAGGACGGCAUCGCGGGGUUCGACAUCGGGCAGCAGACCGCGGACUCGUACUUCCACACCGGCGACGAGGGAUACCACUGGCUGUGGGAUUCGCGGCUGUACAAUUACGGCAACUGGGAAGUCCAGCGGUACCUCCUGUCGAACCUUCGAUACUGGGUCGACGAGUACGGCUUCGACGGCUUCAGGUUCGACGGCGUGACGUCCAUGCUGUACAACCACCACGGCCUCCAGAUGGACUUCACCGGGGACUACAACGAGUAUUUCGGCCUCGACACCAACGUCUCCGCCGUCGUCUAUCUGAUGCUCGCGAACGACAUGCUCCACGGCGUGUACCCCGGGAUCGAAGUCAUCGCGGAGGACGUCUCCGGGAUGCCGACGCUGUGCCGCCCGGUGACCGAGGGCGGGAUCGGGUUCGACGCGCGCCUCGGGAUGGCGAUCCCGGAUCUGUGGGUCCGGCUCCUGAAGGCGUCCAGGGAGGGGCGCCUGCGCGACGAAGACUGGAGCAUGCACGAGAUCAUCGCUUCGCUGUGCAACCGCCGGUACACGGAAAAGGUCAUCGGGUACGCGGAGUCGCACGACCAGUCGAUCGUGGGCGAUAAGACGAACGCGUUCUGGCUCAUGGACAAGGAGAUGUACGAGGGGAUGAGCACGUUCGACGAAGCCUCGGACGAGGUGUCGCGAGGGAUGGCGCUUCACAAGAUGAUCCGCCUGCUCACCAUCGCCAUCGGCGGCGAGGGCUAUCUCAACUUUAUGGGGAACGAGUUCGGGCACCCCGAGUGGGUCGACUUCCCGCGAGAGGGGAACGACUGGUCGCACGAGCACUGCCGCCGACGCUGGGACCUCGCGGACACGGAGUACCUGCGAUACAGCGAGCUCGGGCAGUUUGACAAGGCGAUGAUGGCGCUCGAUCAGCAGUACAAAUUCUUGGGCGACGCGCACCAGUUCGUCUCGAGCGCGGAUGAAGAGCGGAAAGUGAUCGUCGCCGAGCGCGGGCCUCUCCUCUUCGUCUUCAACUUCCACCCCACGGAGAGCUACGAAGGCCUCGAAGUCGGCGUCGGCAUGGGCGGGAAGUACCGGAUCGUCCUCGACACGGACGCGUGGUCCUUCGGAGGCCAAGGACGCGUCGGGCACGACUUUGACCACUUCUCCAACCCGGGCGGCCCCGUCACGUUCGUCGGGCCGUACGAGCAAGAGCCCAGGCCGGCGUCUCUCAAAGUUCUCUCCCCGUGCCGCUGCGCGCAGGUGUACUUUAAAAUCGACGAGGACGGCGCCGCCGCCAACUACGACACCGCCGCGAGCGUGCACGAUUUCGGCAGAGGCGUGCACUUGACGUCGGACGCGCCGAGAGCCGCGCCCGUGGAGGAACGGUACGGCGACGAGCGCCUGUACCAGGAUACGGUGAGCAGCGAGUACGACUCGGACUGGAUGAAGGCGGAGCAAGCGCGGCAGUCGCAGUCGCGAUCCGCCGCGGCGCCGUCGGGCGGCGGCGGCGGCGGCGGCGGCGGCGGCGGCGGAGGGAGCAGCGAGUACGACUCGGAUUGGAUGAAGGCGCAGAUGGCGGCGGCGGCGGCGAACGGCGGGAGCGAGCUCGUGCGGCCGACGCCGCCGACGCCGCCGCCGGCGAUGGGCGGCGGCGGCGGCGGCGGCGGACGGGGCGGCGCGAGCCGGCCGGAGCGCGUCACGCGAGGGAAGGAUGGCGUCAUCUACGACCCGGACCAGUUCGACCCGGACAACAACUGA
Molecule: messenger RNA, 2664 nt
Organism: Micromonas pusilla CCMP1545
Lineage: Eukaryota; Viridiplantae; Chlorophyta; Mamiellophyceae; Mamiellales; Mamiellaceae
Gene: SBEI
Product: glycoside hydrolase family 13 protein
Exons: 2
Coding region: 1-2664 (887 amino acids)
Biological process (GO): carbohydrate metabolic process
Cellular component (GO): cytoplasm
Molecular function (GO): cation binding; 1,4-alpha-glucan branching enzyme activity; hydrolase activity, hydrolyzing O-glycosyl compounds
Source: RefSeq, a predicted model, not a curated record